AUGCCACUGGAACGACUAGAGAAGUCAGUAACCUCGAAGAGCACACUUCCUCCGACAUCCCAGAUUCCAGGCCUCAGUGACCUUGCAAAAGCUCCCUUUGAAGCUGUGCCGGGGUGCCGCAGGAAGUGGAUCAAAGAGACCGAUUCAGCUUACGUCAGGCUGGCAAAGCAAGGAGGCCGACAUGACCUACUGAAGCACUACACUCCUGUGACAACGAAGUCUUCUCCAGCAGCAUAUGCUGCACCUGACUGGUACUCACACUGCUCCAAUCCCCCAGCGACCAAUGAGCCACGGAGCUACGUUUCCUCUCUACCAGAUUAUAUGGUUCACAGAGAGUUUAAGGCUGAUGACCAUCAUGGUAGUAGUUAUGAGACAAGAAGAGGGCCUUUUGAUUUUGAUAUGAAAAGUGUUUGGCAGCGGGAUGCUGAGGACAAAGAAAACGCAGAGAAAAAGAAGGUAAAGCUCCCAGCUAUAAACCCUAAAUAUCCAACCAGAAUGCCGAAUGUUUCUACAAACAAGGAAUUUAGUGGGAAAAAUAAGCUUUCCUUCCCACCUAUGCCAGCUCAGAGAAAAAGUGAAGCAGUAAACUUUAGCAAAUUAAUUAGCAAUGGUUAUGGGACCGACUGGUUUCAACAGUGUACUGCAUGGGAAAAAAAGAUUCACGAAACAUCAGAAAAUAGUCAGCAGUCCAAAGAUUCAGAGCCAUCGAAGUCUGAAUCAGCACCUGCAAGCAAUGAGUCAAAGCCGCAGUUUUAG
This is a messenger RNA of Charadrius vociferus (killdeer), 756 nucleotides long. Its product is annotated as chromosome unknown open reading frame, human C7orf57. NCBI's taxonomy places the organism in Eukaryota, Metazoa, Chordata, Aves, Charadriiformes, Charadriidae. The transcript has 6 exons. Bases 1 to 756 code for a protein of 251 amino acids. The record is from RefSeq and is a predicted model, not a curated record.